This is a messenger RNA of Trichomonas vaginalis G3, 581 nucleotides long. Its product is annotated as protein of unknown function, DUF4106 family. The transcript has a single exon. Lineage: Eukaryota; Parabasalia; Trichomonadida; Trichomonadidae. The annotation marks the transcript as partial. The record is from RefSeq and is a predicted model, not a curated record. Gene Ontology annotation, molecular function: hydrolase activity; DNA binding; ATP binding.
AUGUUAGAAAAAAAGUUUGCUGACAUUGACAAAAAAUUUGAGAAUGUUUUAAAUAAGAACAAGAGGAAGUUAGAAAAUGCUCAGAUAAAACCUAUACAUGACAAGUUCUUAUUUGCUCAGAAUGGUAUAACAGGUCUAAUUGCACCACCUGGGUCGGGUAAGACUUUCACUUAUCUUAAAAUGGCUGCACAACAACAAGAACUAGAUGAGAAGAACCCAUUCUAUGAGUUAGUUGUUAUUUGUUCGACUUCUGGUCAAUUUGACCAAACCGUCAAUUCGUUCAAAGAUAUUAUAAAGAAGUCUAAGUUAGUAUGUAUAAAAGACUCUGAGUUGUUAGAUUGGAUAAAGAAGUACCAAAGAAGAGUUUUGAAGUAUAAUGCUAUAAAUGAGUAUAUAAAUUCUAAGUUCAAAGACCCUAAUGAGGAAAUGCAGAGAAUAUUAGAGAAGAAACACUUCAGAAACAAACAGAAAGAGAUAGAAUACAUUUCGAAGAAAUUGCAAUCUUACGAUUGGAAGACUUACCCUCACAGAUGUCUUCUUAUCUUAGAUGACUUUGCUUCUCAUCCUUUGUUAAAGAAUAG